CAAACAGUCUAGUGACCGGGUUUGGUUGGCAUCCCUGACACGGGCAAAGUGACAGUUGUUACGCAAGUCGAAGCGGAUUACGAGGAAAAGAACGCAAUUUCCUAUAAUGUGGUUCGAGAAAUUCAUCCCGAAGCUUCCCAAAGUCAAGGCACAAGAGGAGGAAGAAGAGGAAUUGGUCGAUCCGCAACAAGUCUUGAGGGAGAAAUGCAAUGAGACGGAACACUGCCAAAAAUAUUACGAGAAAUACCAAGCGUGCAAUGACAGAGUCAAUUCCCGGUCUAAAACCACGGAGAAUUGCUCCGAGGAGUUGUUCGAUUGGCUCCAUGCUGUGGACCAUUGCGUCACCAAAGACUUGUUCAGCAAAUUGAAGUGAAUUGGUCGAAAUUGUAGAAAGUUUUGUUAUUUAAUGUUACCUCAAUAAACUCUAGUGACUA
Molecule: messenger RNA, 434 nt
Organism: Tribolium madens (black flour beetle)
Lineage: Eukaryota; Metazoa; Arthropoda; Insecta; Coleoptera; Tenebrionidae
Gene: UQCR-11
Product: cytochrome b-c1 complex subunit 6, mitochondrial
Exons: 2
Coding region: 107-373 (88 amino acids)
Biological process (GO): mitochondrial electron transport, ubiquinol to cytochrome c
Source: RefSeq, a predicted model, not a curated record